GCUUAAUAAUCUUCUUCAUAUGAAAUUCCUAAUAGUUCAAUCAUUGCCACAUAACUAAUAUGAUCUUCAGGACUUUCAUCAUUAAAUUUGAAAAAAAAAUAUUAACCCGGCCCAGCUAAAAUACUACCUCCUAAUUAAAAAACGUCACCCUAUACCCCUCUUCUACAAAAAGCUAUAGAAGUCCACAAAAAUCCACAACAUAAUCCUGUAGUAGUUUCUGCGCUUUAAUUUUUUCCUAUUAAUCCACUUGGCUUUUCUACUCUGGUUAAUCCAAGUCUUUAAUAAAUAACUCUUUCAGGAUCUACGAAACAUUUAUUAGGCAAAAAUCCUGUAUCUACACAAAAAGAGUUAAUUCCACUAGUUUUUCCGCAUCCAAUUACUUUUAAAUCAACAUUCUUUUAUUAUAAUAUAUUCCAACUAAUCCGCGAAAUUGACCUAAUGAAAUCUCUACAAACAAAUCAAUUAAAAUGCCUUAUGAAAAGUAAUAAUGUUUUUUAAUCUUUAAAAAGUGAAGAAAAAGCAAAUUAUUGAUUAUUUUAAUCAUAAACAAUAAGUCCUUUAAUCAAAUUUUCUACAUUUUAUUUUUUGCUAUAUUUUUUAAUAAAAUUAUCUCUAUUUUUUAUUUCUUAUUCGUUUAAUUUACCCUUUUCUUCUUAUUCGUUUUUUAUUAUUUUAUCAAUUGUUUUAUCUUAUUAUUUAUCUUUUUUAUCGUCGAAUUUUUCCAUUUACUCUUU
Ichthyophthirius multifiliis is the source of this 734-nucleotide messenger RNA. RefSeq lists its product as hypothetical. The transcript has a single exon. NCBI's taxonomy places the organism in Eukaryota, Ciliophora, Oligohymenophorea, Hymenostomatida. The record is from RefSeq and is a predicted model, not a curated record.